UCUGUAUGUGUGUGUGUGUGUGUGUGUGUGCGCGCGCGCGCGGUGUUCAUGAGCGGAGGGAGUGAUAUUAGAGACUUGUUCGUCUUGUGCUGGACUGAGUCCUCUCCGUGUCCCAGUAAGAAGAGACGCAGCUUGUCCUCUUCAACACUCAGCAUGUGGAGCUGAAAACUGUUCCUCACACUGAGUUCCUGUGAAAGUUGUUUUUUAAGUUGGUGGAGUUUUUGUCAGCAGAGGCGGUGUACCGGGAACGGACGUGGAGUCAGAGCCGGUCACGUGAGUGCGUGAGUGAGGUGUGUGUGUGUGUGUGGACCGGUGGGAGGUUCGGUCUCCCGGGCGCUCGCGGCGCUUUUGUCCUCUUUUACCUGUCGGGUGACUGAAAGCUGAUCUACCGACUCGAGUUCACUUCAUGUAACGAGCAGAAAACACCAUGAAGUAACCACGGAAUUAGUAAUGACCAUGAGGAUGAAGUUAACUUUACAGCUUAGGAACACGUUUACGCAUGGACACGCGCGCGGCCGCGUCACUUCGAAGUAACUUUUAAACCUGCGGUUAUUUAUUUAUUUAUUAUUAUUAUUGUUUUUUUUUAUUUAUUAUUUUCAUAUCGGAAAUGGCUCUGUCCCAAAUCCAAUGUCUAGACGACAACCACGUGAACUGGCGUGUGAGCGAGGCCAAACCCGAGUUUUUCUACAGUGAGGACCAGCGGCUCGCGCUCGAAGCGCUCAUCUCCGACGGCCGGGAGGCCUUCGAAACGUACGUGAAGGAGCACGAGCUGAGGCCCUUCCUGUCCGAGCCCGAGCUCGAGCGUCUCUUGCGCUCCGUGGAGGACUACCGGCCCGGGGCCGAGCAUCCCGACACGGCGGACAGAGAGGAGCGCGCGCUGUCUCUGCAGUACUGGCCCGAACUCUCCGACAUCUCCAUACCGGAUUUAGACCUCGGAUGGCCGGAAUGUGCCUCGUACCGCGGAGUCACGCGGGUCAACGUGUACACGCAGCCUCCUGUGGACGGCCAGACGCACAUCAAGGAGGUGGUGAGGAAGACCAUUGCGCAGGCGCAGAAGCUCAUCAGCAUAGUAAUGGACGUUUUCACUGACGUGGACAUUUUCAAGGACCUCCUGGAUGCCGGCUUUAAGAGAAAAGUGGCAGUUUACAUCAUCAUCGAGCAGGCGUAUGUUCAGGACUUCCUGCAAAUGUGUGAUAGAGCGGGAAUGCACAGUGGGCACCUGAAGUAUCUGCGGGUCCGCUGCAGCGGAGGCUCCGAGUUCCACACACGGUCGGCCAAAAGAUUGCAAGGUGUACUGAGUCAGAAGUUCAUGUUCGUGGAUGGGGAUCGUGCCGUGUCUGGAUCGUACAGUUUUACAUGGACGGCUUCCCGUUUUGACCGCAACCUCAUCACGGUCCUCACUGGACAGGCAGUGGAAACCUUCGACAGGCAGUUCCGUGAGCUCUACUUGACCUCCCGUGGUGUCAACCUCUCUAAAAUCCGACUGGUUGACCUUCCCGAGCCUGAUCCAGUCCCUGUCCCUGUACCUGCCGCUGUCCCAUCGGCGGCCGUUGCCAGGAAACUCAUCAACCCCAAAUAUGCCUUGGUGGAGACGUCAAGCCGAACCUCGUCAGACAAAGUACCAAGUCCCAAGGAUAGCUCGCAGAAUCCCUUGCCUCAGCCGGUUAAACGUCGUCGUGAGGUAAUUGAGAAACCACCCAAUCACCCUUGGCUCAUAGGCUUGCCAAAGGCAGAGCUCAUUCCAUACCUGCCUACAUGGCCGGACCCGGACCCACCUAGUGAUGUCAUUGGAUUCAUAAACAUUCGGGACACGAGCAAACCGAUGCAGUCGCAUUUGAUGCGCUCGCAACUGUUUGAAACAUCACAGGCCAUUCGUUUUAAGGACCCUUUUACCGCUCCCCCAGAAGAGCCACUGCCUGAAAAGGCAUGUCCACGUGUUAGAAGUACCUUCAAUGGCAAAACAAAACCACCAGACACUCAUGUGCAACCAAAGGACAAACCUGAAGAAAAGCUUCCACUGGAGCCCAAGAUGACACCUGUACCCCCAGACACCGUUUCGCCUCCUAAAACCGUUUUGCCUCCUACACCGACAGAGCCUACCUCUCAGGACAAAGCUCAGACACAUGAACAUCCUCCAGGACCUCCUGUGCCAAAGCCACGCACCCUACAGCUGUUGAUGACCACAGGUGUUGGACCGGAUAACGUGCAAGUCACCGUGGUCAGGAGAAGCGACGUCAAACCUCAUGAGACAUCUAGGUCAGAGGACGUUGGAGAAGCACCUGAGGCACGUGAUCCAGCGUCUGGCAAUCAGAAUUCAGAACUAGAAACUAAAGACGACGACACGGACAGUAACAAGAGUCCUGAAUUAGCCUAUUCGACACAAGACGAGGGCUCCACGGCAUCUGAUGAGUACUACGAGUGUCCCGACCCAGAACACAGCAGGCUUCCUAACGGCGGACUAAUCGGCUCAGGACGCGUAGCAGAGAACGGCCCGGUGAACAUAAUGGCACGAUUCUCACAAUCUAUGCUGGACCUGAGGCCAGAUAAAAGCACAGACCUGUACCCCACUGACAGGAACUUACUGAAUGUACAGAGCAGAUACACAGGAAAGGUUUGUCAUCCGAUGGAAAUCGCUUCCAUGCGUGAAGCCUACAACAGAGCCAAAGUAGUGAUUGCUAAACCAGGAGUGUACCAUCGCCCUCCGAAAAGUAGCACCCGGGUAAUCGGAGGGCACCGAUACUGGCAGGGCAAACUGGCCACGACGCAGCACGACGUGGGCCGAUCCAGCCGCUCCCCCUGCAGGAGUAUCCCGUCCGGAGGACUGAAAACCAGCCAAUCACCCACUCAGCGGAUCUCUCACGCGCACUCCCCUUCACCACGGAGGAAGGAGACGCAGAUGCCAUUAGGAAUCCAUAUUUCUAAACUCUCCAGCCUCCAACACCUUAGAGGCAGGGUCCCAGGAGUUAUGGGUGACAAAAAAGGUGCACCCGGUCGCAAGGAUUGUUAACCGGGAAAAAAGCAGAAACAGCGCAUGCUAAUUUAGUUCGUGUGUGACUACAACAAAACUAAAUUAAGUUGUUUAUGGUUUUCUAAUGCAAAUUAGUUCUGCUGCCCUGAGGUACAUUUGGACCAAUCCUGUGGGGCAGGUCUACUUUCAGGACUUUUAUGUGGUAUUUCCAGAGCUUGCUUUCAAAACGGUGGAGGCGUGUCAAAGGAAAAUCGAAGCACUCUUCGUAGCGGCCCUUCUUAUCAUGUACUGGCCUGAACGAUUUGGCUAGUACCGUCGUUUUCAUUCGGAAUGUAUUCUCUACUGUUUGUAUGUGGAUUUACAUCCUAAAUCGUAGCACAUUACAGUAUGUACUGGACUGUUGUAUGUACUGUUAGUAUGUACUGACUGUCGGUGUCUCACACACCAUGUUAUGGGGCUGCUGUGAAAUGGUGAUGGAUUUGGGAUCAUGGUGGGUGAACAAGAAAACACGUAUGUUACAAACCAGUUUAUUUUGCAUACGCAUACAAAUCAAACAAUUCCUUGUCCGGGUCAUGCUGGGACAAUUUCCUGCUGGGACAUUAGGAGACGUUCCGACAGAAGAAAGAAAAAAACAGACACAAUUUAUUACAAAACAGACAACAUAAAAUACCAGGAAAGGACUUGGGGAAAGAAAAGUAACCGCAAUACUUAAAAACUACAUAACUAAUUAGACAAAUUGCCACCGACGACCACAAAACAAGACGCACUGCUUGAAGGUCCCCUAAUUUGUCAGCAGGAAAUUGUCCAGGCAUGAUCCUGACAUACAUAAGCAAGCUACAGUGUUGGAACCUUCUUCAUACCCCUUUUCCACCAAAAAGUACCGGGUGCUGGUUCAGAGCUAGCGCUGGUGCUGGUUCAAAGUUAGUUCCACUGGUGAACCUUCUAAGAACCGGUUUGCCUUUCCAUCGGUUAGAGAGCGUCACA
Molecule: messenger RNA, 3952 nt
Organism: Tachysurus fulvidraco (yellow catfish)
Lineage: Eukaryota; Metazoa; Chordata; Actinopteri; Siluriformes; Bagridae
Gene: sack1gb
Product: protein FAM83G
Exons: 5
Coding region: 608-3007 (799 amino acids)
Source: RefSeq, a predicted model, not a curated record